This is a messenger RNA of Eimeria mitis, 1332 nucleotides long. RefSeq lists its product as uncharacterized. Bases 1 to 1332 code for a protein of 443 amino acids. The transcript has a single exon. The record is from RefSeq and is a predicted model, not a curated record. NCBI's taxonomy places the organism in Eukaryota, Apicomplexa, Conoidasida, Eucoccidiorida, Eimeriidae.
AUGGGGGCCAACAACUCAACAUGUUUACCGUGCAAGGUGGCUGGAGGCAAUGUCCGCCGGAACAAACCACUAAAUGGCGCUCAUGACCAGCAGGUUCUCAGCAGCGAAGCCCAGGUCUUGAAAAAGGUAUCGACUGCGGCGGAGCCCCAGGGAACGAGUGGAACGGCAUCGCAGUCGGCCAUUCCACAGGAUUCCUCUGCCAACGCAGCUUCUGGUUCCAGUGUGCCACUCCAGAAACGCAGUGGAAGCCUCCAGUUACAAGGGUCCUUCCCCGGACAAUCUCAGUCAGAAGCUCUCCAACAGUCCAUUGAAGGCCAGCGGCUACAACAGGUUGAGGAGCUGCAGGACAAGCCGACAUUGCAGGACGGCAAAAUACCAGAGAACGAGACAGACCUAGGCUCCAAGGCGAAAUGCUCAGUGGGUGUACCUUUGAGCCAGCCAAAGGAUGCGAGAACCGUGGUGGAGCAGCAACUGAGAGACGGGAGCCCAAGGCCGCAGCAACACAUCCACGUCCCGUCCCACAUGCUGGCGGCUGGGGCCGAUGUGGUUUGCAUAAAGCACCAGGGUACACAACAAGCUCUUCUCAGCCCGCAUAGCUGCGCAGUGGCCCACAGGGUAGCAGCUGCCCUCAGACAAGCAGCCGGUGAACGUGCGGCUGCAGCUGCAGCUGCGGCGCGGGCAGCAGAGGAAACCGAGGGAACCAAAGCAGUGCCAAAGCAGCAUGCAGGACAGGCUAAAGAGGCUUGUAGCUUUCAGACUGAAUCUUCUGCUGCAGAGUGCAGGGAGCCCACGAAUGGGAAGGAAACCACUGCAGACAGCAGUCGGGAGAAGCACGCUAAACCUGAACAAGAGGCACAACGGACACUCCCACCAAGCAGCUGCUUCCCCCAGGUAUCGUGUUUCUCCUCGAACGAUGAAAGCGCCAGCGAAAUUACUGUUAUGCAGCAGGCAGAGCAAUACCAGGGAAAGACUAUGGGCUUCCCGUCACCGGAGCAGUCUCUUAUUUCCGCGGCAAAAUUGGUAGGGGAAAUGUUCUCUGGAGCCGCUGCAGCUGCCGUGGCGAUGGCUACUUCGACCUCUGGGCAAACUGCGCGUGAUAGCUCAGAACGGCCAGCCGCGAAAAGUGGGGAGAGUUGCCUUGUUGCAGAUCAGGCAUUGCGGCAAGCAACUCAGACAGGAAGUGACAAAGGCGGAGACCUGCACGAGGGCGCAGUGGUUCUGCUAGGGGCGGUAGACAGAGCUGUGGAUGCCAUCACCAGCGAUGAAUUUAAGAAACAGGCAAGCACCGUUUCUGCAGAAGUCGCCACUAGCAAUAUGCUGGCUGAUGUUUAG